This is a messenger RNA of Geodia barretti, 255 nucleotides long. The record is from the annotation of a GenBank genome assembly. Lineage: Eukaryota; Metazoa; Porifera; Demospongiae; Tetractinellida; Geodiidae.
CAUCUCAAUAGACCGACUGCUUCAGUAGUAAUUGAGCUGCCAGAGAAGUGCAAAUGUGCUAUUGCGACACCCACCACCCACUCUGUAUCAAAUGACCGCAACGAUAUUCGUGAAGCCAUCAUAGUUCCUUCAUUAGUUAUAGCGAUUGCCGUUGUGAUUAUGGUGAUGUUUAUGAUCCUCUGCCGCAGAAAGAUUAAGAUGAAGCUCCAUCAUUUCAGAAGGUUUCUUCCACAGAGUAAAAAGCGUGCCAUGCAA